AUGAACGCUAUUGUUGCUUUGAUCUCUGCUGUCAGCGUCUUCGCUGUCUCUGCUCUUCACCUUGACUUUGGUGCUGCCGAUCUGGCUCUCCACGGCGGUCUCGUCAAGGGUGUUCAUCAUGGCGCCAAGGUUCUUCACUUUGUUCCUAAUGGUGAAUUCGAUGGUCUCAAGUGCGGUGCUCACUUUGCCUGGACUGCUCCAGCUGCUGUCAAGGAAGUCUUGGCCUUCUCUCACUGCAAGGAAGGUGGUCUUGUUUUGUUCCACGUUUCCUUCGCCAAUGGCGCUGAGGCCUUCUUCCAUGUCGUUGGCAGUGUUGCUGUUCCAGUUGAUCACCAUGUCUGGUUCGGAAAGCUCGCCAAGGGUGUCUGCAAGCAUGCUCCAGCUCUUGCUGGCUUGCCACACCAUGCUGUUUUGGCUGACUUGGCUCAUGUCUUGGCCUAA
Theileria equi strain WA is the source of this 441-nucleotide messenger RNA. RefSeq names its product signal peptide-containing protein. The transcript has a single exon. The coding region runs from base 1 to 441 and encodes 146 amino acids. The record is from RefSeq and is a predicted model, not a curated record. NCBI's taxonomy places the organism in Eukaryota, Apicomplexa, Aconoidasida, Piroplasmida, Theileriidae.